Lachnellula hyalina is the source of this 735-nucleotide messenger RNA. It is a transcript of the gene SAP18, whose product is annotated as Histone deacetylase complex subunit. Gene Ontology annotation, cellular component: nucleus. The coding region runs from base 1 to 735 and encodes 244 amino acids. Gene Ontology annotation, biological process: negative regulation of DNA-templated transcription. The record is from RefSeq and is a predicted model, not a curated record. Gene Ontology annotation, molecular function: transcription corepressor activity; transcription factor binding. The transcript has 2 exons. NCBI's taxonomy places the organism in Eukaryota, Fungi, Ascomycota, Leotiomycetes, Helotiales, Lachnaceae.
AUGUCUGUAGCUCCGGGUAAAGUCGACCGCCAACAAACCACACCCUUCUACUUAAAGCUCUUUUACAGAAGCGGCGGAUUUCAUAGAACCGACGAAUUCUCUUCCUUGUCUGAACUUCCACCACAUUUACAAAUAUACACCUGGCAAACAUGCACGCUCCGCGAACUCUCCCACCUCCUAACAUCCGCCUUGCCCUCCCUACUCCCCGACCCAGCAAUCGGCACACGUCUCGCGUUCCGCCUCAUAUACCCCGAUACACGCAAUGCGGGACAGGGGACAGGAGCAGCUCGGUUUAUGACGAAGGAUUUGGGCAGUAUAGUGAUUGGGGAUGGUGGACCGGGGAUUCUGCCUGAUGAGGAAGAGGCUGGCAUUGUUGCUGGUGGGCCAGUGGCCGGUCCUCUAGGAGGAGAACCGGACAAGACACUGCAAGAUGCGAGGUUUGUGAUUGGGGAUUAUGUUAGUUGUGCUAUACUGCCGCCGUUGCCUAAUGGAGGGGUUGCACCGCCGCCAGCGGGGGCUGCGAGGGGUGGUGGGGGAGGAUUUGGAGGACCGAGGGAGAAUGGAUUUAAUGGCGGGUUUAGGGGGAGAGGUGGGAUGAGAGGUGGCAAUUUUGGGCAAGGCGCUGUACCGACUGGUGAAUGGAGAAGAGGGGAGAGAGUACCUGAGGGGCCUUCGGGAGGGAGGGGACGUGGUUUUGGAGGGGGUUUUGGGGGAGGAGGAAGGGGCAGAUAUUGA